Molecule: messenger RNA, 2373 nt
Organism: Trichophyton rubrum CBS 118892
Lineage: Eukaryota; Fungi; Ascomycota; Eurotiomycetes; Onygenales; Arthrodermataceae
Exons: 2
Coding region: 575-1744 (389 amino acids)
Biological process (GO): mRNA 3'-end processing by stem-loop binding and cleavage
Cellular component (GO): mRNA cleavage and polyadenylation specificity factor complex
Molecular function (GO): 5'-3' exonuclease activity; RNA binding; RNA endonuclease activity
Source: RefSeq, a predicted model, not a curated record
CGGUGUAUGGUUGUGUAUCAAACAUACAUCGGAGCUAUGAAUGAGAACAUAAAACGGCUGUUCCGCCAACGCAUGGCCGAGGCUGAAGCUAGAGGAGACAAGAGUGUCACCGCUGGCCCCUGGGAUUUCCGUUUUGUUCGAAGUCUAAGGAACCUCGACCGUUUUGAAGAUGUUGGAGGAUGCGUAAUGCUUGCUUCUCCCGGUAUGCUCCAAACCGGAACCAGCAGAGAGCUUCUAGAGCGGUGGGCACCAAAUGAACGCAAUGGUGUCAUCAUGACAGGUUACAGCGUUGAGGGUACCAUGGGAAAACAGAUAAUCAAUGAGCCCGAACAGAUACCAGCUGUUAUGAGCGCCAAAAAUGCUGCAGGCCCUAGUGAUGAUCAGAAAAUCAUGAUUCAGCGAAGGUGUACCGUCGAUGAGAUUAGUUUUGCUGCCCACGUUGACGGUGUGGAGAAUAGGGAAUUUAUCGAAUCAGUCGCUGCCCCCGUCGUCGUAAGUUAACACGCAUCUUGAAUUUAGCUCCUGAAGCUAAUGUAUAACACUACAGAUCCUUGUUCAUGGAGAGAAACACCAAAUGAUGAGGCUGAAAUCCAAACUUUUGAGUUUGAAUGUAGACAAAGAAGUAAAGGUCAAAGUCUACACUCCUGCAAACUGUGAUGAAGUCCGUAUCCCAUUCAUGGUUGACAAGGUUGCCAGAGUCGUCGGUCGACUUGCAGAGACUUCACCACCCAUAGGCCAAGAUGAUUCUCGAUUAAUGGAUGGCGUUCUCGUCCAGAAUGGCUUCAAAUUAUCGAUGAUGGCCUCUGACGACCUUAGAGAAUAUGCCGGACUCACUACAACCAUGGUUACUUGCAAACAGUAUAUUACCCUCAGCACCGCAAGUAUUGAUCUUAUACGCUGGGCGUUAGAGAGUACCUUCGGUCUGAUCGAAGAGAUCAACUCGCCAUCGAGUGAAGCCGUGAAGGGCUCUAAUGGCGAUGCAAGCGAAACGCAGGAUGACUCGGUAAUCAAAAAAGGUGAAGAAGCGGACGAGGAGAUACCUUCUAGAGAACUAACCACAUACCUAAUAAUGGGCUGUGUCUUCGUGAAGUAUAAUCCACAACGGCGCGAAGUUGAGGUAGAAUGGGAAGGCAAUAUGAUGAAUGAUGGUGUUGCCGAUGCUGUUAUGGCAGUAUUGCUCACAGUUGAAAGUAGCCCCGCAGCUGUUAAACGUUCGAGUAAAAAUAAGCAGUGCCAUAACCAUGCGCCGCCACUCCCAAGCAAUCCCCAUUCUCAGCUCACUCCUGACGAGCGUUUUAUGCGUCUAUGUAUGAUCCUGGAGGCCCAGUUUGGGUCGGAAAUUGCUGCCAUCGAACGCCCGAAAUUAAAAUACCAUGGAGGUCGGAAAGAAAGAUUUCCAUCUGCAGCCGAGGACGCAAGUAAGGUCGACACUCCUGACAUUGAUGAACCCGAAGAUGAAGAGGAACUCCGAGAAAUGGAAGAGCUAGAGCUAGCCCGUCUACAGUCUCUCGGCAUACCUGUACCCGGGAUUGAAAUUAAGGUUGAUAACCACGUUGCUCGCGUCUGGCUUGAGACACUCGAGGUUGAGUGUUCCUACCCUGUGUUAAGGGACCGUGUUAGGGUGGUGGUCGAGAGGGCGGUUGAAACCGUUGCCGACAUGUGGAAUACGAAAGCUGGUAGUACCAUGCCAGUCAAGGGUAUUCCAAAUGGGUCUAACACGAUAAAGACCGAGCAGGUUGUUUAGUUCGCUCAUCCGCUCCCUCGAUUUCUCUUCAGGUUAGCCGCCCAAGUUUGAGUUUCUUCCAUUUUACCACAGAUACGGGAGUUCCGGAGACUUGGAUAGAGUAACCAUUCUCUACUGUAUUAAUAUAACCUGGCUACAUUGAAAACAUUGACAUGUCGUUUGGCCUUUUUUCUCGACCUUCCCAUGCCAGCCAACAGCUACAGGGCCAACACUGUAAUAAUUAUUAUUGGUAAGAGACAAGAUGCCCACGUACAAGCUAAUGCCAAAAUAUAAUACCCAUCUCUUCAAUCAUCUCUUCUCUCUCUCUCUCGGUUUACUAUCCUCGUCUCGCAGUUAAAUAACGUUAAUUGAACAAUUUAAGGUUCAUGCAUAUUAUUAAUCAACUUGAAUUGGGCACGUGAUACAACGGUUAAUAUAUUAUCCGUUCCGCCAUUUGCCGCGCGGGACGGAUCGCUCUGAUUGGCUAACUCAAAGUAGCAACUCCUCGCGUUUCUUCUGGUCGAUCAAUCAAAACCGUUACUUGGAUAUCGACACUCGUUUUCCCUACAUUUAUAUAGUGCUGACUCCUGGAGCUCAUGGCAAUGCUAUCUCUGCGCCAGCUUCAUUGAUCUUCAGGCCUCUAUGGAGCA